Messenger RNA from Somion occarium, 2957 nucleotides. The record is from the annotation of a GenBank genome assembly. Lineage: Eukaryota; Fungi; Basidiomycota; Agaricomycetes; Polyporales; Cerrenaceae.
GAUCGAGGACUGGAUUUGUGCAUGUGGGACUUGGCCACGCACAAUCACAUGCAAGCCUCUGCGACCUUGCAGCACAAAUGGUGUUCGCUAUAUUUCGAUUGCAACUGUCGCUCUUCUUCCACACCGACCACCACUAGAUCAUGAUAGACCAUCUUUUCGGUAGGCCCAAACCAUCGUGGAAGAGAUUCCAGGUCUUCUUCGUGAUCAUAUUCUGGUUGUGGCGUAUACUGCAUGACAACCCGCAUGGUCCCCGCGUACUAUGGUUGAGACGAGCAAAUAGACUUUUACGUAUGUUACAUGAUGUCUCUGGUUUUUCGAUGCUGAAUCUUUGCUACACAGGGCAAUUCACGCCUUGGCAGCUCAUUGUCAGCACUCUAACUGGCGUAUAUGCCGUUCGGAAUCUUGACAAGAUAUUGGGUCUUGGCGCACCCGAACCGCUCGCUCAUCUCUACUCCCCUUCAUACUACAGAGCCACAUGGAUCAGCACUGGCCUGGAUGCUGGCUUUGCCACAGCAAUGUCAAUACGACCCAAAUGGCUCCGAGACAUUUGCUCUGUCUUGUUCUCGGUGUAUUACAUAGUCUAUGCUAAUGAAGCGGACGAGAAGGUUCGGAGAUUUCGCGCUGUCCCCACUGUCGAAAUGCUUCGGACAACUUGGGAAAAGGCAACUAACCCUUAUCUUCGCCUAGUCACGAUAUUUCCACGGGUCACUAUACGUCGGAAGUUCUUCUUACCUAGGCCCAAAGAUAGCGCAUACAAUAGACCAAUUACUGUCUGGCUAUUUUUUGCCCCUCCAGAACAUCAUCUGGUGCGGGCCACGGACUUGAUCCUCGACUUUCCUGGUGGAGGCUUCAUCUCCAUGACACCCGAGCAUCACGAAGAGAGAUUGCGUAUGUGGACCGCACAAACAGGGAAACCUGUUUUGUCUAUUGAGUAUGGCAAGGCGCCAGAGUACCCUUAUCCUUAUGCUAUCGACGAAUGCUUUGAUGCGUAUCGCGUACUCCUGGAGUCGGCCGGAAAGUUGAUCGGCAUGUCUGGAACCAAAUUCAAGGUCGUACUGUCAGGCGACUCAGCAGGGGCUCAUAUUGUUGUCAAUGUCAUGCUGAAGAUCUUGGAGACGCAAAUAUCUUUACCCAAACCAGUGGCGCUGGUUUUGAACUACGCCGCACUUGAUUUCAAUUUUACUUCUUGGAUGUCGCCGACAAAUCUUCGCGUCCUCCAGUCUGAGCAAUCUUCUGGUCAUAUUCCCGGCAUCGCAGAACAGAAAGACCACUUCGGACACAUCAGCCCGCUUUCUAUGGUUGGUGACCGUAAAAUGAUCCGCCGACGCCGUAGUUGGCGGGAUACGCUCAGGACAUUGACCUCACCUACAACCGAGCGCCCUCCGUUUCGCCAUCGUCCAUCCGUUCCCGCUGUCAAGAUGGGUGGGGCAGAUACGGUAAGCCAAGAUACGGUUAAUGACGAGGCAGGAAGUAUGGCAGAUGCGGAAUCCGAGGCAGAAGUUCGGGAGGAAGAUAGGCCCCUCCAAGCUAGGGUACGCUUCCAUCCUGUGGUUAGUGAGACCACCAGCGAACCUCCCAUGGUUGAAGAAACAGAAAGUCCAGCGGUGGAGGUACCACUUGGGACGAGGCUGACUAUGACAAGUCGCACGGGAUAUUUCCAAGACCGCAUCAUCUCUCCAAGCAUGAUGAGAGCCAUGGCGAUUUUAUAUAUUGGGCCACAUCGCAACCCUGAUUUUGCAUCCGACUACCAUCUAUCACCUAUCCUCUCUCCCAGCCAUCUGCUGGCACAAUUUCCACCGUUGCUGAUGUCGUGUGGUGAGAAGGAUCCUUUCGUUGAUGACACCGUCAUUUUUGCUGGUCGCGUUAGGGAAGCCAAAAGGGAACGACUGCGUGAUCUCGAUACGAAAUUGGGGGCGGCUCACGGUGGAAAACAUGGAGAACAGCUGAGAAUGAGCACAAGCCACGCGUCCGAAGACAACCGCUCAAUGAAAAGAGAACGAGAUGAGCUCGCAGCCCAGAAUGAUGAGAACUGGGUACGAAUGCAGAUAUUCUCCGACUGGAGUCAUGGGUACCUUCAGAUGCCGAUGUUAAUGCAAGAGGCGCGUACGGUUAUCUACGAGUUGGCCGACUGGAUAGACGAAGCAUUCGUGGGGAAUGUGGGUCGUCAAGGGUCGAAGCGAAGAAGUUCUGUUACGAGGGGAUCCCGUAAGCAGUCUGUUCCUGCAGUCAGUGACGAGGACUCGACGCCAUUUGUGACCGAAACGGAAGCAGAAACCGACGACGCCAUCACGUUUGCACCAAGGAGGAGGUCUCCUCCCUCGUCCAUCUCGAAGGCAAAUGGCAAGAUAUCGUCCCCAGCCCAUAGUCGCAGAUCAUCUCCACAUGGUGAUGCGAAACAGAAACCAAGCGAUGUCGUGAAUGGCACCGCUCUUCAGAACACUCCCGCAGGUAUCAUCUCUGGCAUAGGUGGAUCUGCCCAUGGGGUGGGGACUGCUGGCGGUUUGACACUGCCAGGCACUCCUUCGGCUUCAUCUCCUCCAAGGAAUGGGACACCUGUGAAAGCGGGGCAGACCAUCACUGAGUCGGAGCUGAUGCGAAGACGCCGAUUACUGGAUUCGCACUUGAUACCGAGUGGGGAUCGUCUUACGCCGACGAAGUAGAUAAGUAUGUACAUCUAGAGCAUUCCAAGGAUCUUGACCGUUGUAAUGUAAUGUAUAAUCUUUGAAAUCAUACUGUAUUCUCCCGCAAUUGAGCUUACGCCGGUGAGGGUUAUGACCAAGCAAGCAACGGAGAAAGCUAAGGUGUUGAGUGUUCCCGCGAGAAUGGGCUUCUCGAUUGAUGGCACCAUCAGUAGAAACUUGAUAUCGCUCAACUUGUGAGACCCGAAUCGGAAGUGCCGCCAAGAUAAGUGAGCGUACGAAGUAAUUUCUGCAGGGAAAGAAAGCCAGAAACGGUAU